AUGGGCCGUCACGCCGCCACCGCCCCUGCCGCCAGCGGCCCGCCAGGCUCCGCCGCGAGGCCCGAGGGGCGGAGCCGACUGCGCACGCCCGCCUCGCCCCGCCCGCGCCUGCCACUCACGCCCCAGGCCCCACCCACAUCCCCCCUGCACCUGGGCCCGCCCAACCGCGGACCACUUUCUUGGUUGGUUCGAGGGGCGGGGCCAGCAGGUCCGGGCGGUGCGCCGGGCGCUUUUAAGUCCCUCGUCCCAGACUUGCAAGUGCGGGCCUGUGCCCCACGCGGCGGCGGGAACCUCAGCCCUCCUGUGCUGACUCGCCGCGCCCUGAGCGGGGCUGGGCUGUCCCCGGCCCGCCUUAGACCCGCCACCUCGCCCCCAACCAUCCCCCCAUCCCAGCUGCUCCCAGAGCUGGGCCCCAAAGGCACAACUACUCCCACAAGGCUUCUUGGCUCCGUCACACUACCCACACGACCCAGUGCCACGGCAAGACAUCCAAUCUCUGUGAGAUGAGAUCCCAGCAACCCCACCUAUGGACUCUGACAGUCUAUCUUACUGAACACCAGGCUUCAGGACUGCUAUGUGGACUCGCCAGCUCUCACCAACAUCUGGACAACCAGAAAGUGUGCAAAGCAGAACAUCAAUGCUCCCGUACCAGGUACCACCUCUUCUUGGGAAGUUGUAAAGAACCCAUUAAUUGCCAGUUCCUUCUCCCUGGUUAAACUGUUGUUCAGGCGACAACUGAAGGAGAAAUGCUGCCCAGUACGAGAUGCGAAACCCUCAAAGAGAUUAAAGCCCAAGGAUGAUUCAGCCACGAAAGCCACCCAGCGGGGCGGGAUAAGAAACUCCAUCAGUUCCAACAGCAAGUGGCCAGUGGGGCAGUGGCCAGGUUCACCCAGGCACAGGAGGCCUGCAGGAGGCGUCAACGAGGUAGAAAGUUCAAAGGAGAAAAAAGUAACACUCUGCCAAGAUCUUGAGAGCAGAUAUGCUGAACACGUGGCUGCCUCCCAAGUGCUACCCUGGGACAUUGGGACAGUGUCCUGGAAGGGCCGAGCCUCACUUCCGGAAACCAGGAAGAGACAGCAGUUGUCAGAGGAUGCAUUAACCAUCCAUGGCCUCUGCACAGAGGGCCACCGGGCUCUGCACCACACAGUGGUGGAGCCAAUGCUGUGGAAUCCUUCGGGGACCCCCGAGAGGUACAGUUAGGAGCUGGGCAAGGCCAUCAAAACAAAGCCCUGGGAGGCUCUUUGCAGCCAGGCUGCCACCCCUGAAGGUGCUCAGGACCCACUGCCAGGCAGGAAGAGGCCAGAGGUCCACGAGGAGCAUGCUCCCAAGAAAUGGCCCAAGUUAAAGAGCGAGAAAUAG
Messenger RNA from Lipotes vexillifer (Yangtze River dolphin), 1359 nucleotides. RefSeq names its product chromosome unknown C22orf31 homolog (gene CUNH22orf31). Lineage: Eukaryota; Metazoa; Chordata; Mammalia; Artiodactyla; Lipotidae. The transcript is spliced from 6 exons. The record is from RefSeq and is a predicted model, not a curated record.